CUCUCCAGCAAGUAAUCCACUUCCUUAACAAAACGACGCCGCAGCACCUCAGAUCUACUCUCUCCCCAAAACGCUGCGUUUCGAUGGCCCAUUAGUAUCACCACACUUCCUUCCCCCAAAUCAAGACAUGGAGUCGGAACUCAAAGACCUCAAUUCCCAACCGGCAUCCAAGCCCGCCUCCCACGGCGGCGGAUCGUCGGCCAAGGACGACCGCCCGCUCCUCAAACCCGACCCGGCCCCGUCGGUCUCCGCCGAGGAGCUCCAGGAGCUCGAGAAGAAAUGCGCCGCCUACGUCCGCAGCGACGCCUACGGCACCAUGGGACGCGGCGACUUGCCGCUCAAGGAGAAGCUCCUCCUCGGCGUUGCUCUCGUCACUCUCGUCCCCAUACGCGUCGUCCUCAGCAUGACGCUCCUCCUCUUCUACUACUUGAUUUGCAGGAUUUGCACGCUCGGAUUGUCGCCGAAUCGAGACGAGGACGAGCAGGAGGACUAUGCGCACAUGGGAGGCUGGAGAAGAGCCGUGAUUGUCUGGUGCGGCCGAUCCUUGUCCAGAGUCAUGCUCUCUGUGCUAGGGUUUUAUUGGAUCAGCGAAACCUAUAGGAUACCUGAUGCUGCUCAACAAUCCAAGCCUGAGGGGAAAGAGGAGAGUGCAGAGGAGGCUGAGAAGCCUGGGGCUAUUAUAUCUAACCAUGUAUCGUAUUUGGAUAUCUUGUAUCACAUGUCCUCGUCCUUUCCAAGCUUUGUUGCCAAGAGAUCGGUGGCGAAACUUCCUCUAGUUGGCCUCAUCAGCAAGUGCCUCGGUUGUGUCUAUGUUCAGCGGGAGUCAAAAUCAUCCGACUUCAAGGGUGUUGCAGGUGUUGUGACAGAUAGAGUUCAAGAAGCACAUCAGAAUAAAUCUGCACCACAAAUUAUGCUUUUCCCAGAAGGUACUACUACAAAUGGGGACUUCCUUCUGCCAUUCAAGACGGGCGCAUUUUUGGCUAAAGCUCCAGUGCUUCCAGUGAUUCUUAGAUAUCCUUACCAGAGAUUUAGUCCUGCCUGGGACUCGAUAUCUGGGGUGAGACAUGUGAUAUAUCUUCUCUGUCAAUUUGUAAAUCACAUAGAGGUCACAAGGUUACCUGUUUAUUACCCUUCACAAGAAGAAAAGGAUGACCCAAAACUCUACGCUGAUAAUGUCAGAAGACUGAUGGCCAGUGAGGGUGGCAUGACUCUGGCAGAUAUCGGGCUUGCUGAGAAGCGUGUAUAUCAUGCUGCGCUUAAUGGUAAUAAUAGCCAUCCUAGUGUUUUGCAUCAGAAAGACGAUUGAUAAAUUUCAUGGCCUCGCUCCCAAAUGAUAUCUAGUGGCAGUUGAGUUUCUUAGUUUUUGUCGGUAUUUGUUCAUAAUUGCACAGCCACAGUAAGGGGUGGCAAAAAUCAUUAUUAACUUGUAAUGAUGUGCCAUUACUGAAAGAAAGCCUAUGGUGUGCCAUUAUCAACUUGUAAUCCCAUACCUAUGGGAACUGACGUAUCCUAUCUGAGUAUACUGAAUAUGGUGUUGGCCUGGUGUCUGAGUCAUUACUUUGUUCAAUGCAUUUGUAGCCCAUUUCC
Molecule: messenger RNA, 1587 nt
Organism: Fragaria vesca subsp. vesca
Lineage: Eukaryota; Viridiplantae; Streptophyta; Magnoliopsida; Rosales; Rosaceae
Product: lysophosphatidylcholine acyltransferase 1-like
Exons: 8
Coding region: 128-1306 (392 amino acids)
Biological process (GO): phospholipid metabolic process
Cellular component (GO): endoplasmic reticulum
Molecular function (GO): lysophosphatidylethanolamine acyltransferase activity
Source: RefSeq, a predicted model, not a curated record